Messenger RNA from Bipolaris maydis ATCC 48331, 780 nucleotides. RefSeq lists its product as uncharacterized. The record is from RefSeq and is a predicted model, not a curated record. Gene Ontology annotation, molecular function: oxidoreductase activity. Lineage: Eukaryota; Fungi; Ascomycota; Dothideomycetes; Pleosporales; Pleosporaceae.
GUGUGGGAAUGCCAGGGUUAAUCAUCGACAAGAAGAAUGAGCCGUUGAGCCUUGAGAGCAUUGAUUUCGUACUAAACAUCAACCUGCGAGGAACGCUGGAUCUGAUCCGGCAGACACUACCACACAUGACAACUGCACCUACUUCAGGCCCCGACGGCGCCCGCGGUGUCAUCAUCAUGAUUGCUUCCUCUGCUGCUUUUGACGGCCAAAUGGGUCAGGUUGCAUACGCAGCCUCCAAAGGAGCAGUUGCAUCUCUGACCCUCCCCCUCGCCCGCGAUCUCUCAAGGUACGGUAUCAGAGCCGUGACGAUAGCGCCCAGUAUGUUCGACAGCGCCAUGACGCGCAUGAUGAAGGAUACGGUCAGGAAGAGCCUGGAGAAUAGCAUGGAGUUCCCAAAGAGGCCAGGACAACCAGAAGAGUUUGCCAGAUUGGUGGUGGAAUGCAUUGGAAAUGACAUGUUGAAUGGAACGGUGCUGCGGUUGGACGGCGCAAUGAGGAUGCCGGCGAGACUAUAGUUUUGAUGUUCGAUUACUUUUUUUUGUUUGUUUCCAAUUCAACGCAGUGUCUUCAACGUUUGCGCUCGCGGACCUUGAACUUGACGCCGUUCUUGUUGACUCCUCCCACUGUGUUGUUCAUUUUUGCGCGCUGCAGUUCCAGCUCCUCUUCUGCCGCCAUCAGUUCGCCUUCUCGUUUCUUGAUCCCUUGCAGUUUCGAGGCUGUCCUUUCCAGCGCACGCUCCCUGUCUUUGCGGAACUUCCUCGCUUCUCGCCGCGCCUGCUC